Molecule: messenger RNA, 877 nt
Organism: Telopea speciosissima
Lineage: Eukaryota; Viridiplantae; Streptophyta; Magnoliopsida; Proteales; Proteaceae
Exons: 2
Coding region: 81-518 (145 amino acids)
Source: RefSeq, a predicted model, not a curated record
AUUCUAGGGUUUCAUUAAAUUUACAGCAUUUGGGGUUUCUUUAUUUGCAGAAGAAGAUUGGCGAUUAGGUAUCAUCAGCAAUGGCGACGACAGGAACUACGGCACCGACUCAGCAAAUGUCAGCGAAGAGGAAGCCUGUAUUCACAACGGUAGAUCAACUGAAACCGGGGACGACUGGACACACCCUUACGGUGAAGGUCUUGAAUUCGAACACGGUGUUGCAGAAGGGGCGGGCGGCCUCUCAGCAUCUUCGCGGCACUCGCAUCGCCGAGUGUCUUGUAGGUGAUGAUACCGGUUGCAUCAUCUUCACUGCUCGCAACGAGCAAGUUGAUAUGAUGAAGCCAAAUGCAACUGUUAUACUCCGUAAUGCUAAAAUCGACAUGUUUAAGGGAUCUAUGAGAUUGGCAGUUGACAAAUGGGGACGUGUUGAGGUCACUGAACCUGCUAAAUUUGUUGUUAAAGAGGACAACAAUCUGUCUCUAGUUGAGUAUGAACUGGUGAAUGUUGUGGAAGAGUGAUUGGAUCUUUUGGUGAUUAAUAUUUGGUGAUCCAGAGAAGCUUCAAAGUUUCAAGGCCUUGAUGGGUUUUUUUCUUUUUAUCGUGUUCCCUGCUCCUGAGCUGGAACUGGGGUAAAGUUUUCUUGGGAAGAACAUUGAAGUUGGUAUACGAAUCUUACUGAAACUAGCGAUGUUUUUUACUACUUAAUAUUUACUACAAUGAACUAGUGUUAAGUGUCAGCAUGGAUCGUUGGUUGGAUGUGUAAAGGAUAUUCACUUGUUGCUUCCACCUUAUUCUCUCGUACAGCAGUCACUGAGCCUUGCAAAGUAAAACCAUCUAGUGUUAAUAAUGUUAUCCUUCUUUAAUGUCUGUUAUUCUA